Messenger RNA from Lingula anatina, 2325 nucleotides. Its product is annotated as atrial natriuretic peptide receptor 1. Lineage: Eukaryota; Metazoa; Brachiopoda; Lingulata; Lingulida; Lingulidae. Gene Ontology annotation, biological process: protein phosphorylation; receptor guanylyl cyclase signaling pathway; cGMP biosynthetic process. The record is from RefSeq and is a predicted model, not a curated record. Gene Ontology annotation, molecular function: peptide receptor activity; protein kinase activity; adenylate cyclase activity. Gene Ontology annotation, cellular component: plasma membrane.
AUGUGUUUGCUUCGUGACCUGCAGCACGAGAACUUAAACCCCUUUAUUGGUGCGUGUGUGGAGCCGCCAAACCCGUGCAUCCUUACCCAGUACUGCACCAAGGGAAGUUUGCAGGACGUCAUAGAAAACGACGACAUAAAGCUGGACUUUAUGUUCAAAAUGUCAUUCGCUACAGACUUAGCAAAGGGGUUGGAGUUUUUACACAAAGUCCCCACUCGUUCACAUGGUAACCUUAAAUCCAGUAACUGCGUUAUAGACAGCAGGUGGGUCCUAAAGGUGACAGAUUACGGCGCACUCCAGGUGUAUAGAGAAGACAGCCAAGAUAUGGGAGAACACGAGUAUUUUACACGACUCCUGUGGACAGCGCCAGAGCUGCUGCGAAUGGAGGACAGACCAGCGAAGGGUACCCAAAAAGGAGAUGUCUAUAGUUUUGCCAUCAUCUUCCAGGAGAUUAUGAUGAGAACUGGUCCUUACUAUUUCAAUGAUUUGUCACCUAAAGAUGUGAUAACGGCAGUUAUGGCCGGAGAGGAACCCCCGUACCGUCCCGAGGUAGUCCACGAUAUGGAGAUGAGACCCGAGACACAUAAGCUAAUGGAGAUGUGCUGGAGUGAGGAACCAGAGGCAAGGCCAGAUUUCCGCAUCGUCAGGAAGAAAUUGGUGGCAUUAAAUGGCGGAAAGCGUGUGAACAUAAUGGACAACAUGAUGAACAUGAUGGAAUCAUAUGCCAAUAAUCUCGAGGACCUUGUGGCAGAGAGAACGGAGGAAUUGGAAUUGGAGAAAGAAAAAACAGAUAUGCUGCUCUUCAGGAUGCUACCUCCAUCAGUGGCAGAGGCCUUAAAAAGAGGGGAGCCUGUGGAGCCAGAAACCUUUGACGGAGUUUCUAUCUUCUUCUCAGAUAUCGUAGGAUUUACUACUAUUGCUGCGAAGAGCAAUCCGUUACAGGUCGUUGACCUUCUGAAUGAUCUGUACACCUGCUUUGACUCUAUAAUUGAGACGCACGAUGUCUACAAGGUUGAGACUAUUGGUGACGCGUAUAUGUGCGUAAGCGGACUACCUCAGAGAAACGGCCCCAGACACGCUGGUGAAAUAGCCAAUCUUGCUUUAGAUCUCCUCAGUGCUGUUCUGAACUUUAAGAUUCGCCAUCUUCCCGAGGAACAGUUACAGCUCAGAGUUGGUCUCCAUACGGGUACUUGUGUGGCGGGUGUGGUGGGCACGGCAAUGCCAAGGUACUGUCUUUUUGGUGACACGGUCAAUAUGGCUUCCAGGAUGGAAUCUACGGGUAAAGCUUUGUGUAUUCAUAUGAGCAGCGCCAUGAACGAAGCUCUUAUAAAUUUAGACUGGGAUUUCGAGACUGCAGAGCGAGGUGUAAUUGAAGUGAAGGGCAAAGGUUUGCAAACGACCUACUGGUUACUUGGAAAGAAAGGUUUUAACAAGCCAUUGCCGCCCCGAGAUUCAGUCGGAUCUGAGAGCACAAUGAGCAGCAUGGUUGACCUUAACUCCGCCAACAGUUCACCGGAAUAUGACGAACAGCCCCGAAAACUGUCAUCUGGCACGCGCAGUGCGCUGUCUGUGAGCGACAACGCAGAGCUAAAAUCUCUCGCAGACAUCAGUCUUCACGGGAUCGGGCUAUCAACUGAAAACUUGAACGACAUUUCUUCGGAGCCACACAAACUUAAAACCAUGCAGUUUGAGAAAUGUAAAAUGAACCCUGACAAAGGGACUCCUCCAUUGUCUGCAAGACGGAGGUCUUCGACAGUAGCACCACCUGUACCGACUGGAAAUAAACCUAUGCCGAAACCUAUUCGGAAAACCGAGAACACAGAAAAUGGUAUAGCUGUGAAGCCCGUUCGCGGAAAGCCGAAAGUAGAUUUCAUUUUUGAUCUCCCAGAAAUAAAGAUAAAUUGAAUAAGACACUCACAAGAAAAACAUUAAAAUUCUAGCUUUCACAGUCUUCCAUUGCUUUUAUUGCUUUCUGACCUGGAUGUGCAACUUAAACGUUGAAAAGGUACUAGCGUUAUAGGUGUGCGUUUGUUCAGAUAUAUUUGUGAUAUUUUGAGCGUUUUAACGACAGGCGUCAACGAUACUCAGGUAUUUGGUUCGUUGUUAGCCUAAGAGAAUGUCUAUUCCUUCGUUAUUUUACCGUUUUUAAGUUAUAAGUUAAGCAAAAGUGAUUAAAUAAGAGAAGUAGGAGUGGACAUUGUUGGUAUGAUCUAUGUCUCAGCUAUGACAAAUGUUUAAAAAGACAUGUCGACCUUAAACGUCCACUCAGUGUUUUUAGAUCUCAGGAACCUACCUCAAUGGGACAACUGACACAAUAUAUGUUUG